Staurois parvus is the source of this 360-nucleotide messenger RNA. NCBI's taxonomy places the organism in Eukaryota, Metazoa, Chordata, Amphibia, Anura, Ranidae. The record is from the annotation of a GenBank genome assembly.
GUAGAGGCUUCAGGCCGAGUAGAGGCUUCAGGCCGAGUAGAGGCUUCAGGCCGAGUAGAGGCUUCAGGCCGAGUAGAGGCAUCAGGCCGAGUAGAGGCAUCAGGCCGAGUAGAGGCUUCAGGCCGAGUAGGCCGAGGCAUCAGGCCGAGUAGAGGCUUCAGGCCGAGUAGAGGCUUCAGGCCGAGUAGAGGCAUCAGGCCGAGUAGAGGCAUCAGGCCGAAGAGAGGCAUCAGGCCGAGUAGAGGCAUCAGGCCGAAGAGAGGCAUCAGGCCGAGAGAGGCAUCAGGCCGAGUACAGGCAUCAGGCCGAGUACAGGCAUCAGGCCGAGUAGAGGCUUCAGGCCGAGUAGAGGCUUCAGGC